AUGGCCGACCAGAAAGACCUGGCGGCUGGCAGCCCUACACCUAAGGGCGUAGAAGGCGAUCACCUCGAAAACGGCGUACCAGCAGCUCAGCACGUGGAUCUGAACACUAAUCUUGAAGCCAAGAUCAAGAACCCUCUGAAGGGCAUCCCUCGAGAACAGCUUAUGAAAGAUGUCGAGGCCUUCGCUCACGAGAAAGACCUCGUGGAGUACAUCCCGCUCCUGCGCAAGGGUGCCCUCGUCGCCCAGGACCCUGCGAACGCCGAGAACAUCGACGGGCCCGAGGCCCUCGACGAGGUCGAGAAGGCGGCGCUCCGGUUCGAGGUCGAACACAAGUGGCGCAUGCCCUGGAGACUCUUCCUAACCAUCGCGACGUGCUCGAUUGGCGCCGCCGUGCAAGGAUGGGACCAGACGGGCUCCAAUGGCGCAAACAUUUUCUUCCCACAGGAGUACGGCAUCGCUGGCAAAGACGUUCGAUCGCGCAUAAUUCUCGGGCUGGUGAACGCAGGACCCUAUAUCGGUAGCGCCUUCAUUGGUUGCUGGUGCUCAGAUCCUGUGAACAACUGGUUUGGUCGUCGUGGUGUUAUCUUCAUCUCAGCUCACUUCUGUAUCUGGCCUGUCAUUGGUUCCGCCUUUAGCAACAACUGGGAACAGCAGCUCAUUAACCGUUUGUUGAUGGGUAUAGGCAUGGGUAUCAAAGCUUCAACAGUGCCUAUCUAUGCUGCUGAGAAUGCCCCUGCCGCUAUUCGUGGUGCUCUGGUCAUGUCUUGGCAAAUGUGGACUGCUUUCGGUAUCUUCCUCGGCACGGCAAUCAACCUGGCACUGUACAAUGCGCCUCAUAACUGGCGACUGAUGCUCGGCGCCCCCUUCAUCCCCGCCGUCCCUCUCCUCUGCCUCAUCUACCUCUGCCCAGAAUCUCCGAGAUGGUUGAUGAAGAAGAAUCGAUAUGCAAAGGCCUGGAGGAGUAUGAACCUGCUCCGCCACAACCCACUCCAGGUCGCUCGGGACAUCUACUAUAUCCAUGCACAGCUUACCAUUGAGAUGCAACUCACUAAGAACAGCACAUACGCGCAGCGAUUUGGCGAGCUCUUCACCAUCCCUCGCGUGCGACGAGCAAACGUGGCUGCUUUCACAGUCAUGAUUGCCCAGCAGAUGUGUGGUAUCAACAUCAUCGCCUUCUACUCGACUACUAUCUUCCAAGAGGCCGGAUACGAUGACUUCAAGGCCUUGAUCUUCUCAUUUGGAUUUGGACUCACAAACUUCCUCUUUGCCUUCCCUGCUUUCUGGACCAUUGAUACCUUUGGACGCCGAUCCCUGCUUCUCUUCACAUUUCCCCAGAUGACCUGGACCCUGCUAGCAGCUGGUCUGUGUACUUUAUUAGACAGGGAGAGCACGGCGCGAACAGCCUUGGUAGCUCUCUUCGUUUUCUUGUUCGCUGCAUUCUACUCCCCUGGUGAAGGUCCUGUUCCUUUCACAUACUCGGCCGAGGUCUAUCCUCUGUCACACCGUGAGGUCGGCAUGGGUUUCGCUGUCGCCACUUGUCUGUUCUGGGCAGCUGUGCUUGGAAUGACGUUCCCCUUCCUACUAGAGGAGGCCGGAACCGUUGGAGCAUUUGGCUGUUAUGCUGGGUUCAACGUCGUGGCGUUCAUCAUGAUAUUCUUCCUGGUGCCCGAAACAAAACAGCGGACUUUGGAAGAACUUGACUACGUCUUCGCCGUUCCCAUCCGAAAGUUUGCCCAAUACCAGCUCGGCCAUGCUCUUCCGUACUGGUUCAAGCGAUGGGUCCUUUUCCAGCGUAACGCAAAGCUUGAGCCACUCUACCACCACGAGAACGAGGAUCAUGAGGUGGUGGCUCAAGACAGCGGCCCAGGCUCUGAUGGCGAGAAGAAGGUAUUGUAA
Neoarthrinium moseri is the source of this 1896-nucleotide messenger RNA. RefSeq lists its product as uncharacterized. Gene Ontology annotation, molecular function: myo-inositol:proton symporter activity. Gene Ontology annotation, biological process: transmembrane transport. Gene Ontology annotation, cellular component: membrane. The coding region runs from base 1 to 1896 and encodes 631 amino acids. The record is from RefSeq and is a predicted model, not a curated record. NCBI's taxonomy places the organism in Eukaryota, Fungi, Ascomycota, Sordariomycetes, Amphisphaeriales, Apiosporaceae. The transcript has 10 exons.